AAACGGUCAGGCGGAACGAACAAGUAAUUCCCGCGGCUUUUACGAUUUCUGAAAGUUUUGCUAUAUAAUGGCAGGCGACGAGAUCAACAAUGGCUUUGGCGAAUGCGGCUACUUCGAGGCCAAGAAGUCCAAGCUCGAAGAACAAUUCGCUGCCGCCAGCGAUCCAUUUCGCAAGUCGAAUUUAUUCCAAGGCAUUUCGAUAUUCGUCAAUGGAUUGACGGAUCCAUCGGCCAACGAGCUGAAGCAAAUUAUGAUGGUACAUGGCGGCACAUUUCACCACUACGAAAGGUCGCACACGAAGUUCAUCAUUGCAUCCAAUCUGCCCGAUGUCAAGGUGCGCAACAUGAACACGAGCAAAAUCAUAAGCGCGCAAUAUAUCGUGGACUGUGUGGAAAACAAACGGGUGCUGGACUACAAGCCAUAUUUGCUGUACACCAACCAGAAGACCACUCAGCCCAGGCUGGUCUUUGGCAAGGGCAAAAACACGAGCAGAGCAAAUGAAACAAUGGCAGUGUCCAUGUCUGAGACUGCGCCAGAACCGCCGCCUGUAGAGAAUGAUUUGGGCAAAAUUCUGAAGGUCUUGCAGCUGGCGGCUGUUGCUGCCACCUCGCCCAAGAAGGAGACGGCAGAUAAAACUGUGGCAGAUGUCUCCACUCUGUCCCACAGCGUGCGCACUGCCGUCGACCCGGCAUUUCUCGGGGAAUUUUACAAGAAUUCGCGACUGCAUCACAUUGCCACACUCGGAGCGGGCUUCAAGCAGUACGUCUGCGAGCUGCGCCAGGCACAUGGCAACCAGCCAUUUCCCAAACGAAACGAACUGCGUUCAGUGCUCAGCGGCAAGCAGGAGAUGAAUGCGGACUCUGCCCACUACGUCAUGCACAUUGACAUGGAUUGUUUCUUCGUGUCCGUUGGUCUGCGCUCGCAUCCGGAGUGGCGCGGCCUGCCGAUUGCUGUGACCCACUCAAAGGGUGGCAGUGCAGCCACGGAUGUGCCCGUCCAUCCACAGUCCGAUCGCCAGGCCGAGCGUGCGCUCUUUGCCGAUCGGUUCGAGCAUCAGCUGCACGACAAUUUCCGGGCGGAUAAAGUUCGCACUGGCUUCGAGAAGAAAAUGUCGCUGUCGGAGAUCGCUUCCUGCAGCUACGAGGCUCGUGCCAAGGGCAUUCGCAAUGGCAUGUUCGUGGGGCAGGCGCUGAAGCUGUGCCCCGAACUAAAGACAAUUCCCUACGACUUUGAGGGCUACAAGGAGGUGGCCUUUGCCCUGUACGACACUGUGGCCCAGUACACACUGAACAUUGAGGCUGUCAGCUGUGACGAGAUGUUCGUGGAGCUCACGGAUCUGGUGGCGGAUCUCCAGGUGGAUGUUAUGACAUUUGUGGCUCAUCUCAGAGAGGAAGUGCGCAGCAAGACGGGCUGCCCCUGCUCUGCGGGUGUCGGCAGCAAUAAACUGCUUGCACGCAUGGCCACCAAGAAGGCCAAGCCAAAUGGUCAGUUCCUGCUCGCUCCCGGCAUCGAUGUGUUGGCCUACAUGGCGCCCACACCGCUGGAGGAGCUGCCGGGCGUGGGCUCAAGCAUGCGGCACAAACUGGCGCAGGCUGGCCUGCGCAACUGUGGCGAUGUGCAGGGCACAUCGCGUGAGAAACUGGAAUCGCUGCUGGGAAAAAAGUUGGCUCUGACAUUGCAGCAGCAUAGUCUUGGCAUUGAUACACGUCCGCUGGUCUAUGAGCAGCAACGCAAAUCUGUCUCCGCUGAGGUCAACUAUGGCAUACGCUUCAGCAAUGCCAGCGAGUGCGAGACAUUUUUGCGUCAGCUCAGUGCGGAAGUGAAGACGCGUCUAACAGACAUAAAACGCAAGGCCAAAUCGGUUACGCUGAAGGUCAUGGUGCGUGCCGCUGAGGCGCCCAUUGAGGCAUCCAAAUUUAUGGGCCACGGCGUGUGUGACACCCUGAACAAGUCAGCAAUGCUACAACAUCCCACUGAUGACGUUAAUAUCAUCACUUCGAAUGUACUCAAACUGAUGAAAGAGUUUGACUUGCCGCCGCAUGAGCUGCGUGGCAUAGGCAUACAUCUAAGUCGGCUAUCGGACGUCAACGAAGUGAAAAAGGAAAACGUUCUGCUGCAAAUGUUUGAGAAAAUGUCAGAGAAGCGAAAGAUUGAAACCACCGCCGUGGAAGUGCAAGAGGAACCGCAGCCUGAGCUGGAGCAGGCUGAGCAGCAGCAGCAGGUCGAUUUGGAGCCCCAACAACCAUUAGACAUGUCAUCAGAAUGGAAGAACUCCACCAAUACAUCGAUCAAAAAUACAGCGGUUGAUCCGGAGGUUCUUGCGCAGCUGCCGGAGGAUAUACGGCAGGAGGUGCUCGACAAUAUGGAGGAACAUCUGCAGCCCAAGCACUCGGAGCAGCGUGGCAGAAAGCGUAGAAAGCCAAAAAAUGCUGUUCGCAGGUCCCUGCCGUUUCCGUCAGCUCCCGCGCCAUUGUCGAAAGUCUCAGCGAACAAGCCCUCAAAUAGGGCGCAGCACUUACGACAUGAAUUGAGCAAACGCUACCGCGGUGGCGGUCAAACGGAUGAAAUUGUGAUGGACUAUAUCGACAAGGUGUCCAAUCAUGUGCAUCCUGCCAUUUUUGAGUAUAUCUCACGCCCGGAGGUUGAGGUGUCGCAGAACUUACAGGGAGCAGCAGCAGCGCCCCGCCCUCAGCCUCCAGCUACGCUGCAAAACUAUCUGCUGGGCAGCAACUACAAAACUAUGCUAGCCGACUGGGUCAGCAAUCAAAGGUAUCCCAAUCACACGGACAUUAUAACAAUGAAUGAAAAGCUCGCCGAGUUGGUCAAAGGCCGCUACAGUAGUCGGAUUUAUGACAUAAUGAAGCAUCUGUGCAGGCUGAUCAAACACAAACACGAAGACGUCUGCGAGUGGCACAUGGCCUUCAGGUUCAUCGAGGAUACUGUCCAGCAUCAUAUGAUGGAAUUUGAGGGUUAUCAAAUGAUGCUUGCAGAGAGCAUCAGCUGCGUCAUGUGUGAGCCUAUGUGAUGUUUACAAGGCAGUGCACGAAUGGCCAUGGGCCAAGAAGUCGUCUUCCCUCUAAAACUCCUUGAGAGAUUACAGAAAUUACAAUUUAAAGCAGAGCAUAAAUAAAUGUUCUGGAAUUUCA
Drosophila guanche is the source of this 3146-nucleotide messenger RNA. RefSeq names its product DNA repair protein REV1 (gene Rev1). Bases 68 to 3025 code for a protein of 985 amino acids. Gene Ontology annotation, cellular component: nucleus. Gene Ontology annotation, biological process: error-free translesion synthesis; error-prone translesion synthesis. Gene Ontology annotation, molecular function: damaged DNA binding; DNA-directed DNA polymerase activity; deoxycytidyl transferase activity. Lineage: Eukaryota; Metazoa; Arthropoda; Insecta; Diptera; Drosophilidae. The transcript has 6 exons. The record is from RefSeq and is a predicted model, not a curated record.